AUGGCUGCUUCGAAUGGUAUUCAAGCACCAUCGAGUAUCUUUAUAGAGCCACAGUUUACACAUGACCAACAACUUAUACUAUUAAAUAAUGAAGAGCUUCGAACAAAAAAUCGUGAACAAUUAAUUGAAAAACUUGAACGAGUCAUUCAAGAAAAAAAUGCUUCCAUUACCAAACUUGAACAACGUGAACAAUACUUAGAAGAUACACUUAAAAAAAGAAAUACAGAAUUUCGUGCACUUGAAGAACAAUUACGACAAUUCGAAGAGAAGGUUGAAAAUCAGUAUUCUUUUGCUUUUUCUGAAUAUCCUAAAAAGAAAACAAUUUUAGACACGAACAUUUGA
Messenger RNA from Rotaria sp. Silwood2, 342 nucleotides. NCBI's taxonomy places the organism in Eukaryota, Metazoa, Rotifera, Eurotatoria, Philodinida, Philodinidae. The record is from the annotation of a GenBank genome assembly.